AAGACACCCCCCACUGCAAGAAGCCAAAACCUCGAGUUCAGUCCGGCGGGCGAAGAAAUGGAGUUCGCCAGCAGAGUGGUAAACCUUGCAGGGAGGGCGGCCAACAACAAUACAGUGAUCGACGUGUUCCUGGUAGGCUCCUUUGCUGGACUAAUGGUUAGAUCGGCGAACCAGCAAAAGAAAGUCGAAGCUCUCGAGGCCGAGAAGGACUCUCUGGUCAAAUCCAUCAAGGCCAUGAAGAAGACCAUGUGGGACUGGAAGCAGCAGCUCUUCGCUGAAGCCACCGCGGAAUCCGCCUUGGUCCCUCUCGCCAGACUCAGGGCCAUCUAUGGUGAAGUCCCAGCUGCUCCACAAAUUGAUGCUGCUGAUGAAAAUGCGAAAUCACCAGCCUCCAAGUUGGUAAUCUGAAUUUUUUUUCCCAGUGAUUGAAGGGGCAAGUAUUCUGCAAGUUUGGGUGAGAUUCCAUUUGAGACGUAAAGUAUGUCACUGCAUCACUUUUUAUCAGCAUGUAAAUCAGAAUUCAGACAAGGGGUAGAGUCAUUCAUCUCGAUCCAUCUAUUGGGAAGAAGAAAAAACCAUUAGCCUUUUGGGUUUUGUUUGAGGGAACUCGAACCCUGUGAUUUGAUUAGGAAUUCUGUUAAACUGUCAUUGUAUGGGAAAGAAAAUGAGCAGAAGCUUUGUUUAGUAAAAUACUUUGAACAUUGUUCAUGUAUUAGAUUAUGAGCUCGUCCCUGGUUCACUUAACUAAGAAAUUAUGUAAGGCCUUACACAGGUCUCUCUUCGCCCAUUUUGGGUGCGUUUGGCAGUUUGUGCACGUGCCAAAUGUACUGUUUUGGCUUGAACGCAUCGUGUUCAUUUGGCCUAGCAGUGCAUUACAGUGUCACUGCACCGCAGUGAAUUCAAAGUUGAAGUUGCUUUCA
Molecule: messenger RNA, 920 nt
Organism: Tripterygium wilfordii
Lineage: Eukaryota; Viridiplantae; Streptophyta; Magnoliopsida; Celastrales; Celastraceae
Exons: 2
Coding region: 58-408 (116 amino acids)
Cellular component (GO): mitochondrion
Source: RefSeq, a predicted model, not a curated record